AUGUACUUUUGUGCCACCCUUAAUCACAACGGGCAUAAGUGUGUAGCACUAGCUGAAGCUGCUUCAAAGUACCGAAAAGAGAUGGAAGGACUUGUCACCAAAGCCAGCUCUCAAGCCGAAAAGAUAAAAGCUGCUGAAGCUCAAGUUAGGAGAGCAAGUGUUUCUAUGAACGAGGCUUGCGAAGAACAGCGUGCUGAACUUCAAGGGUCUUUUGGAGAAGUAAGGCAUGUCUUUGUUAUAGGGUCGAAUUAUUUCCUUAUUACAAGAACCCUAACAAGUAUUAGUCAGUAUUUUGGUUUUUGAUUAACGGCGUAUGUUAGCAGUUACUGCGAUAAGAAAUAAAAAAGCACUCAAAGUGACAUGCAGAAACUAAUGAUUCGGGCCACUGAACUCUCGGACCAUGAUUGAUUUGGAAUAACACUAACUAAUCAACUGUUGCUUAUAUUGAAAUAAGAGUUAAUAAUCCAAACUUUCGCCGAUAAACGGCAUCAUUGAGGGAUAAUACUGAAAAAUUUUUGCACGGAAUAUUCCUAUUAGUUUUAAAAUACAGCUUGCCGAAGGACAAUAUGCAAAGAUUAACUUUGGAAUAGUCUGGGCAUAUAAUCAUAGCGUAUAUAUGUUUUCUUGUAGCUUCAUGCAGCGCUAAAUAGCCGAGAGCAAGCUCUGAUGGAUAAGCUGGUAAGCCUACUUCAACACAAGGAAUCCAUCCUCACGGGUCAGCAAGAUCGUCUGCGAUUAAACCAAGCAUGUUUAGAGAGUGCAGUUCAACAAGCAAAAUCCUCCAUCCAAUCUGCUAGUGAUGUUCAGUUCCUUCUAAGCAGGCCGGCUAUAGUGUCUACACUCAAGAACAAAGAAAGCUACUCUUUGGUGCUUGAGCCAGAGGCCCAGUUUUUACCGGAGUUCUCAAAGGAACAGGAAAGCAAGGUGAGAUUUCAAUAACUGUGACCAUAGUCUCCUCUAAUAACUAUGCUGUGACUUAAGUUCUAGCAACAAAUGAAGACUUUGUCAAAUACCUUGUCAAUCUUUUGUAUAAGAAUUUGAUGGCCUUUUGUUAUGAUAAGUUUAAUGCAGAUUUUUUCUAUUUUUACACUGUACUUUGCUCAAUCAUUUGUCCAUUUAUGAUAAUUUUUAUUGAUAACUAUUCAUGUCGCAUGUCUUUUGUAAUUUUUUAAUAAUACUUUUUAAAAUAACUUUUUAGAUAAUUUUAUUAUACUUAAUUUAUUCUCUAGAUCUAUUUAUGAUGCAACAAUAGAUGGCUUAUUUUUAAGGAGUCUUGUAUUCUGUCUUAAGCCUACCUCAGAUUGAUCGAUUGAUUGGUUUAAUUGUCAUUGUAAUUGUAGAUCUGAAACUUGAUUAAAUUUAAAUUUUAAAAAUUGUGGCUGUCGUUUAUGAAAAUUUAGAGAGCAACUGGAAUUUAUAACAAGUAAAAUUGAAUAUUAAAAGUCAGUGAUGAGAUCAUUCGUUAUUGAAAAUCAAGAUUACAUUUUUAUGUAACUGUUGAUUAAGUAACUGCAAUGAUCUCUUUUAUUUCUCUUCUGGCAAGGCACGUUUUCACUCCUUGAUCACCAUGGCGACCAUAUUUGAUCCAUUUGACAAAUUAAAGAAAACUAUCGAGAGGGCAGGCGACAUCAGUGACAGAUCAACCUGUGCAGCAAACACUACUGCAAUCGGCGAGGGGACAAAAGAGGCAUUCGCUGGAAGGAAGGCGACAUUCACUAUUUUUUCUCGCGACAGCCAAGACCGACAACGCAAACAAGGUGGCGACGUUUACGCUGUGAAACUAAUAGAGAGAGGAUUCGAAAUCAGAAAUGUGCAUGUAAAAGACCAAAAGGAUGGAACCUACUCGGUAGAAUAUUUUGUCGGCAACUUGGUUGGUAAAUUGACAUUGUCCGUGUGCUUGCGAGGUGAACACAUCAAAAGCAGCCCUUUUUCUGUACUAGUUAAACGUUAG
Molecule: messenger RNA, 1951 nt
Organism: Porites lobata
Lineage: Eukaryota; Metazoa; Cnidaria; Anthozoa; Scleractinia; Poritidae
Source: the annotation of a GenBank genome assembly